Molecule: messenger RNA, 480 nt
Organism: Didymodactylos carnosus
Lineage: Eukaryota; Metazoa; Rotifera; Eurotatoria; Philodinida; Philodinidae
Source: the annotation of a GenBank genome assembly
AUGGUUAGGUUAGGAUUAGGUUGUCGAAUCCAUAGGUCUUAUCAACAAUUUGAGUUUUUCUCCAUGAAGAAAUGGUUUUGGGAGGCUCGGAAGAAAAUUCCAUUAGCACCAGAAGCUUUACGUUCAUGCUUAAAGCAAACGCCAACAUUCACUGCACAUGAAAUUGCUAAAUGUUUGUUUCCUGAUCAAGAAAAAUUAACAACAUUGAAAGCAUCUGAUUUAAAUCACGAAUUAUUCGAAUAUCUCAAAGAUCGUUUUCCGCCACCAGUUGUUGUCGAUCCUUGUAAAAUCAAAGAGGUCAUUACAAAUACUGAUGCAAAAGCUAGACAAUCGUUAGGAUUUCUUGGUUCAAAAGUUCCAGAACGUUCAAAUAGUGUAAUCGAGAUGGUCACAAUUCCGAUCAAACACCCUUAUUAUCCCCACACCAACCACCCCCAUCGAUCACUUUUGUCACAACCGAUGAUUCGAAUGCUCCCUUAA